GCGCGGGUGAUGUGGCAGUGCGCCGCGGAGCUGAGGAUGGGAUGGGAUGGCAUGGGAUGGGAUUUGGGAACUUGGAGAAGGAAGGAAGCCAGAGUUAGCGGAGGACUGGGUCGCAGCGGGAGCGGGACAGGGGAGGGCCACAGAGCGCCGCCUCUUCGAAAACCUGGAAAUCUGAAGGUUUACCAGACCCCGGCGGUGCCGAGGUGGGGGAGGGCGAAGUAAAGGCGUUUGUCCAGGUUAAAUGCCCCCCAGCUACCCGACACACACCUUCGCCUCCAAUCCCGAAAAGUCCUGGCAUCAGACGAAAGUGGCAAAGAGGCUGGGCAAAAGUGAAGAAGUAGAGGCGUGGAGACACGGUGAGAUUCUUUCAGACUGUGGAAGGCCGCAAGAAAAAAGACAAGGGCACAGCCACUCCCACAGAAUGCCGGAGGGCCCUGAGCUGCAUCUGGCCAGUCACUUUGUGAAUGAAGCAUGCAGAGGGCUGGUGUUUGGUGGGUGUGUGGAGAAGUCUUCUGUCAGCCGCAACCCUGAGGUGCCCUUUGAGAGCAGUGCCUACCAUAUCUCCGCCUCAGCCCGGGGCAAAGAGCUGCGCCUGACACUGAGUCCCCUGCCUGGGGCCCAGCCCCCACAGGAGCCACUGGCCCUCGUCUUCCGCUUUGGCAUGUCUGGCUCCUUCCAGUUGGCACCUGCUGAUGCACUGCCACCCCAUGCUCAUCUGCGCUUUUACACAGCUCCACCUGCUCCGAGGUUGGCUCUGUGCUUCGUGGAUAUCCGCCGAUUUGGCCACUGGGACCCUGGGGGCAAGUGGCAGCCAGGUCGUGGGCCCUGUGUCUUGCUGGAAUAUGAACAGUUCAGGGAGAAUGUGCUACGAAACCUAUCAGACAAGGCCUUUGACCGGCCCAUCUGCGAGGCCCUCCUGGACCAGAGGUUCUUCAAUGGCAUUGGCAACUAUCUGCGGGCAGAGAUCCUAUACCGGCUGAGGAUCCCUCCCUUUGAGAAGGCCCGCACUGUGCUAGAGGCCCUGCAGCACCACCGGCCGAGUCCAGAGAUGACCCUGAGCCAGAAGAUCAGGGCCAAGCUGCAAAACCCAGACCUGCUGGAACUGUGCCACUCAGUGCCAAAGGAAGUUGUUCAGCUGGGGGGCAAAGGCUACGGGCCAGAGCACGGGGAAGAAGACUUUGCUGCCUUUCGAGCCUGGCUGAGGUGCUAUGGCAUGCCAGGCAUGAGUUCUCUGCGGGAUCGGCAUGGCCGUACCAUCUGGUUCCAGGGUGAUCCUGGGCCUCUGGCACCCAAAGGGAGCAAAUCCCAAAAAAAGAAAUCUCAGGAAACACAGCUUCGGCCCAAGGAAAAAUUGGAGGACCUUCCACCUCCAAACAAGGCCCCUUCCAGAACACCAAGGGCUAGGAGACACCUUCCCAAGAAGACUGCAAUACAGCAGCCUGAGGAGACCAGCCUCCAACAGGACUUGAAAGCUCCCACAGUCCCUGAGAAAGGGAGGAGGAAGGGGAAACAGGCAACCACAGGUGGACUUUCUUCAGCAUCCUCUGAGGAGGGAAGGGGGCCCCUAGAAAGUGUCUCUUCAGGAUCCAAUGGGAUGAGCGCCGUGGACCCUGGAAAAAUAAGGCUGACAAUCCAUCCAAGGGAUCUGGGAGAACCUCAGCCUCUUAGCAAGAGACUUGUGUUGCUUGCAUCACCCUUUCCUUGCCAAUAAUCCGGAGGCCCAUCUGAAUUCCUAAGUAUUUUAAGGGCUUUAUGUCUCAAGCCUAUGGCUGUUCCCUACAUAACUGAUAUUUUUCAUUGUACCUCACCUUCCACAUUUAAUUUUUUUUUUGUUGUUGUUGUAGAUGGACACAAAUAAAUACAUUAUUAUUUUUUUAA
This is a messenger RNA of Urocitellus parryii (Arctic ground squirrel), 1878 nucleotides long. RefSeq names its product nei like DNA glycosylase 1 (gene Neil1). Gene Ontology annotation, molecular function: DNA-(apurinic or apyrimidinic site) endonuclease activity; damaged DNA binding; DNA N-glycosylase activity. Gene Ontology annotation, cellular component: nucleus. Gene Ontology annotation, biological process: base-excision repair. NCBI's taxonomy places the organism in Eukaryota, Metazoa, Chordata, Mammalia, Rodentia, Sciuridae. The record is from RefSeq and is a predicted model, not a curated record.